Molecule: messenger RNA, 2879 nt
Organism: Verruconis gallopava
Lineage: Eukaryota; Fungi; Ascomycota; Dothideomycetes; Venturiales; Sympoventuriaceae
Exons: 1
Coding region: 71-967 (298 amino acids)
Biological process (GO): peptidyl-proline hydroxylation to 4-hydroxy-L-proline
Cellular component (GO): endoplasmic reticulum
Molecular function (GO): iron ion binding; L-ascorbic acid binding; procollagen-proline 4-dioxygenase activity
Source: RefSeq, a predicted model, not a curated record
CGCAUCCCUGCUGUCGUGAACGCUCGAAUUGAGCAAUCCAGUCCUUCUUUGGCCCGCUCAUCUGCUCGUGAUGGCCUUCAAGCCUUCGUCUCUCAUUGAAUAUGCUCUCCUAGCAAUUCCACUCUAUCUUUUUGCCAUAUCGCCUCUUUUGCGCAUUUUCUUCCCAGAUGUGGCCAGCUCCACCACGAGCUCGUACCAAUCCUUCGAGAGGACGGAUAGCCUCAUAAUUCCUGAUGACACGUUGCAAUGCCCUCCUCAUUCGUAUGCCACCCAUAUAGCUCAUCACGAACCGCUAGUCAUAUAUGUCGAAAACUUCCUCAGCGAUGCCGAAGCAGAACACCUUGUCGCUCUCGCUGAGAAGUCGUACCAGCUGUCCACAGUAUUCACUGGUGAGGCUGAGUCAUUUGACCCUAAGAUCCGGAACUCAAGUAAGGCGUUGCUCGCACGCGACGAUGUCGUGCGAUGCAUUGAACAGCGUGCGCGAGAGUUUCAAGGCUGGAGGAAGGAUGUAUAUAUCGAGCGACUGUGGGCGCAGAAAUAUGAAGCUGGAGGCCACUAUACAUACCAUUACGAUUGGAGCGGUGACCUGAGCCACAGGAGUGGGGGGAGGCUAAGCACAUUCAUGGUAUACCUCAGUGCCGACUGCGAAGGUGGCGGAACGAAGUUCCCAAGAUUGGGAAAGCCCGGGGAAGGGAAGUGGUGCGAAUUCGUGGACUGCGAAGCGAAGGAUGAAGACGGCGAAGGGGAAGGUGUUGUAUUUAAGCCACGAAAGGGUGCUGCAGUGUACUGGGAGAAUUUUAGGCCUGACGGAAGAGGAUACGAGGAGACAUGGCACGCUGGACUGCCUGUUAAGAGUGGGACAAAGAUUGGUUUGAACAUAUGGAGUUGGUGGCAACCAGGCUAUAGCGAGGCUUUGAACAGGCUAGAGACGGAACGUGAGGCGAAGACUUCCCCGGACGAGCUGUGACAGCGAGAACCUGCCAUAAUGACUCAAGUGUCAGCGCCGAAACCUCCGUCUAAGGAUGAGUUGCGGCACAUGUCUCCGCCCAAGUCCACCGGGCCGAACCCAAAGCUUGAGAGGUAACCAAAAGAACCGUGAUACUGGAAGACCUGAAGAUGGUCAGGCAGGUCUAAGAACUGACGCGAACCUUCCACAUAAGUUGCGAGUUGAUGCUUCGUAACGAGGUUUUUGGCAAGUUAAUAAGGAGGAUCUUUGCGCUCGUAAUGGCCAGACCACAUACUGUGUCAGUCGGCCUCCAGUCCUUUAGUGAGAUGGUGAGGCCAGUGGAAGAGAAAACAGACUUUGGCAAUGAUGGUUUUGUGGAUGUGGCAUGGCUUGAUACUGACAGUAACAAGCUAGCAUCGAUCAGCUCCCAAAUUGUCCCGUCCUACCUCUGCAAAUAGACUAAGGAAGUCACGGGCGCACAAAUGUACUUGCAAACAAACCUCUUGCGUCGCAAAGCCGACGAGGGAUGUUGUUUUGCUAUAUCGCAACCUACAAAGUUGCAUGUCCUUGGACGUCCCAUGUGUGCUGUGGCUCUCACCGUCUUCAAUCGAGCAUUGCAUCGAGUCUGUAGAACUCAACAUUUGAGUGAAUGGGCGGAAAUUCAGAAAGCAUAAAACACCAGUGUGAAGAGCCAUCACGAAGACGCAGUGUUGAAUUUUGAAAUCUGGACAGUGAAGCUAUCUCUUCUGUCUAAUGAUCAAGAUUCUGCCCGUCGAGAAGCAGAGCCGCAGCCUCGUCGAUUCAUCCACGAAUUUCCUGUUUUAUCUGCUACAUGCUUCGGCAAGCAAACUUAGAGCGACUCAGCAAAGUCUGCAAGGCGAAGAAGCUUCUGUCCCAUCUCACCCCAGCUCACCAUUGUCGCUCGAUCCAGGUCAGCAACAGCAUCUUUCGCCAAACGCUUCAACUCCUUAAGAUCUUCCACGACCUGGUCGCUCUUCAGCUCUUCGAUCCGCUCCUGAAGUGUUACAACUUUCCGCCUCAGGCUCAGUAGCUGUUGUUCAAGAGCAGCUUUGUCCUUCUUCAAAGCUUCCUCCGAUCUUUGCCACCUGGACCUCCAAACGCUAUCGUCGCCUGAUGCCAGUCGUAUUGAGGCUGCCUCCUCCUUAAGUUUGCUGAUUUCCUCUGUGCAACCAGCGUGCCUAUCUAAUCGAGCUUUCUCGACAAGAAGCUUGAGCUCUUCGAUCUUACUGUCUCUCUCUACGAGCGCUGCUCCAAGCUCAGCUAAUUUUGCUCUGAGCCGUGGUGCAUCCUGGGCAAGCGAGGCAGCAGCCGAAUCGUCGAAAGUUGAAUACUCCUUGAUUACUGCUUCCAGCUUGCUUGUCCUGUUUCGGAGAAGUUCUAUAAGCUCUUCUUGGUCCUGAAUGAUGUCUUUGUAUCUGCGAGUAAGGGCGGUAAAUGUUGCGAUGUGUUCACUUUCCUGGUUGUCAAGAUGCUUAAGUUGCUGGUACGUGAUCACAUUCGCCAUCUUGUGAUUGUUUGACCUAAAAUCUAUCAUCAAUGUUCAUAUCCGGGUGGUCGAAAGUUUACCUCGAGUUUUAGGUUUUGCAUGUGUCUAACCCUUGCGCGGACCGUUUAUAUGGGUGAUCUUGAGUAAGGUGGACCACAGCAUUGAAAUGCGCAUUCAAAGUGCUUUCAUGAUAAAUAUGGCAAGUUAAUGAACGAAUCACGGCUUUGAUCGGUUUUACGCAACUAAACUAUAUCACAUGUUACGCUCAGCACAUUGAGCCUGUGGUCUUUCUAAUCUGUCUCGCUUAACGUCAGGCCAGAGUUCGAAUCCUGCGGCAAAUUUCAAUCAUCAGUCAGGUUUCUUUGUGUAUAAUUAAUAAUAAGAUGUCUGAAAGAUCAUUUACAGAAUAAAUUAGAACAACAUGAA